Molecule: messenger RNA, 7019 nt
Organism: Mytilus californianus (California mussel)
Lineage: Eukaryota; Metazoa; Mollusca; Bivalvia; Mytilida; Mytilidae
Product: DNA polymerase alpha catalytic subunit-like
Exons: 39
Coding region: 7-4479 (1490 amino acids)
Biological process (GO): DNA replication; lagging strand elongation; leading strand elongation
Cellular component (GO): alpha DNA polymerase:primase complex
Molecular function (GO): single-stranded DNA binding; DNA-directed DNA polymerase activity; purine nucleotide binding
Source: RefSeq, a predicted model, not a curated record
GAUAAAAUGGCGCCAGCUGUUGAUCCGCCUGGAAAUGAAAAUGACAAUGAUAAUAGCGAUAAUUAUGAAUCUUUGGCAAAGAACAGAUCAAGAAGGCAAAAAGUUGGUAAGGCAGGAAAGUUUGCUGCUUUUGAAAAAUUAAAGAAAGCAAAGGCAUCUGGUGAAAAGAAUAAAUAUGAGGGCGAAGAAGAGAAAGAUGUGUAUGAAUUGGUGAAUGAAGAUCAGUACUCCAAGAUAGUACAAGAUAGACAAGAUGAUGACUGGAUUGUUGAUGAUGAUGGAUCUGGCUAUGUUGAGGAUGGAAGAGAAAUAUUUGAUGAUGAUAUUGGAGAAGCACCUACAAAAGAUAAUAAAAAUAAAGAUGAGAAAAAAAAGAAAAAUCACAACAUUGUUAGACCUGGAACAAAGCCUAAAUCUAACAUUAAAAGUAUGUUUAUGGCACAAGCUGCUGGUGGGUCAAAGAAAAAACAAGAGAAAGAUGUCAGUUUAGCUAAUGAUGAAUUGCUUGGGGAUUUAAUGGCUGAUUUACACAAAGGUCCAGAUGCUGGUAUUAAACCGGUACCUAUCAAACUCAAAAAGAAACCUGUAGGAUCUACAAAGUCACCAUUUAAUCCAUUUAGUACAUCAGCAAAACCAGUUUCACAAUCUUUGAAUGUUAAACCAAUUAAACAGGAGAUCAGACCUUCACCAGUACAGAACCAGAGCAAACCCUAUACAGCAGUUGCCAUUAAAAAGCCUCUUCCUAAACCUAACAUCCCUGACUCCAAUGAUUACGAUGAAGUUGAUGGAAUGGAUAUAGAAACUGUAGAUACGUCAGUACAAAACUGUACAGAACAAGAUGAUUCUGGUCUAAUGGAACUGAACGAUGUUGACUUUGAUGAGAAUGUUGAUGAAGAAAUGUCUGCGGGUGGUGAAAUGACGGCUGUUAAAGUAAAAGAAGAAAAAGAAGAAAUACCUUUAGAAGCUUUGUCUACUGGUUGGACAACUUUUAAGGAAGAAAUGGGCAGUAGCCAGUCAGAAAAAAUUACAGACAUAGAAGUUGACUCUUCACACUUACCAUUGGUUACUAAUGAAUCAGGUGACCAGGUUCUGAGAUUUUAUUGGUUAGAUGCCUAUGAAGAUCAGUAUUCAAAUCCAGGUGUAGUGUAUUUAUUUGGUAAAGUUUGGAUAGAAUCUGCCGAGGCACAUGUCAGUUGUUGUGUUACUGUUAAAAACAUUGAAAGGCGAAUCUUUGUUCUUCCCAGACCAACUAAAUACCUGAAGGGAGAAGAUACAGGAUCUGAGGUCUCAAUUGUUGAUGUCUACAAUGAGUUCAAUGAAAGAGUGGCAGAAAAAUACAAGAUUCCUAAAUUUAAAUCAAAGAAAGUUACAAAACAGUAUGCCUUUGAGAAAGUAGAAGUUCCUGUGGAAUCAGACUAUAUGGAAAUCAGAUAUUCUGCAGAUAGUCCUGCUUUGCCAUCAGAUCUGAGUGGCAAUACUUUUAGUCAUGUGUUUGGUACGCAUGUAUCAAGUUUAGAACACCUUGUUCUUGAAACUAAAAUGAAAGGACCAAGCUGGCUUGAUAUCAAGUGUCCACAAAUUUCAACACCACCUAUAAGUUGGUGUAAAUUGGAAGUAUUUGUGACCAGACCAGAUCAUAUUACUGUUAUUAAUGAUGCCAGUUUAUCCCCACCCCCUCUGGUUGUCAUGACUUUUAAUAUGAGGACACUGCCAAACCCAAAGACACAUCAAAAUGAGAUCAUUGGAAUAGCUUGUUUGAUACAGAAAUCUUUAGCCAUGGAUAAACCAGCACCUAAACUUCCUUUCCAGGAACACUUCUGUGCAAUUACUAAGCCAAAUGAUUGUAUAUUUCCCUAUGACUUCAGAGAUAAAUCACAAAAAGAGAAUAAUAUGAAGAUAGAACAGUUUCCAUCAGAGCGGCCUUUGUUGGGUUUUCUUCUUGCUAAAAUACACAAAAUUGAUCCAGAUGUAAUUGUAGGCCACGAUAUAUACGGUUUUGAUCUGGAUGUGUUACUGCACAGAAUAAAUGUGAACAAAAUACCUCAUUGGUCAAAGAUAGGUAGAUUGAAAAGAACAAAAAUGCCUAAACUCUCAGGUCAUCCUGGAAUGAAGAGUGGUUACACAGAUAAGACAUCAACAUGCGGGAGAUUGGCUUGUGAUGUAAUGAUAUCUGCCAGGGAGUUACUCAGAUGUAGAAGUUACGAUCUGACAGAACUGACCAAUCAAAUACUUCACCAAAAGAGAAAAGAAAUUGAAUAUGAAGAGAUAAGAAAUAUGUAUUUGACAUCUCAACAUUUAUUAAAGUUGAUAGAGUUGACCUUACUGGAUUCAACCUAUAUCCUGAGAAUUAUGUAUGAACUCAAUGUUAUACCACUGGCUUUACAGAUCACUAAUAUAUGUGGUAAUGUAAUGACAAGAACUUUAAUGGGUGGAAGAUCAGAAAGAAAUGAAUAUCUCUUGCUACAUGCCUUCACAGAGAAAAACUUUAUUGUGCCAGACAAGGAAUACAAGAAAAAACAAAUAAUGAAUGAUGGACAUGAUGAUGAAGAUUUAGAUGGAACCAGGACACAGAAAACACAAGGAAAGAGGAAGCCUGCUUAUGCUGGUGGUUUGGUUUUAGAACCAAAGAAAGGAUUUUAUGAUAAAUUUAUCUUGUUACUGGAUUUCAACAGUUUAUAUCCAUCGAUCAUUCAGGAAUAUAAUAUUUGUUUUACAACAGUCAACAGAGAAGCUGUUAACAAAAGUAUAAAUUCAGAAGAGGGGGAAUUGGUAGAAGUACCAGACUCGGGUUUAGAACCAGGAAUAUUACCAACAGAGAUCCGUAAACUUGUUGAAAGUAGAAGACAGGUUAAACAGCUGAUGAAAGGGGAAAUUAAUCAGGAGCAGUAUAUACAAUAUGAUAUUAGACAGAAAGCUUUGAAGUUAACAGCAAACAGUAUGUAUGGAUGUUUAGGAUUUACGUACUCCAGAUUUUAUGCCAAACCAUUAGCUGCUCUUAUUACUGGCAAAGGAAGAGAGAUUUUGAUGAAGACCAAAGAUACAGUACAGGCUAUGAACUUGGAUGUUAUAUAUGGUGACACAGAUUCAAUUAUGAUAAACACAAAUUGUACAGAAUAUGAACAAGUAUUUAAGAUUGGAAAUCGAGUGAAAACAGAAAUUAACAAAUUGUACAGACUUUUAGAAAUUGACAUUGAUUAUGUGUUUAAGUCCAUGUUAUUACUUAAGAAGAAGAAAUAUGCAGCACUUAGUAUAAAGAAACUACCUGAUGGUUCACUGAAGGAAGAAAAAGAAAUGAAAGGAUUAGAUAUAGUAAGAAGAGACUGGUGUGAUCUGGCAAAGGAAGCAGGAGAAUUUGUAGUUGGUCAGAUCUUGUCGGGAGAAAACAGAGAACUAAUUGUUGAGACAAUACACAGUAAACUAAUUGAAGUUGGAGAAAAAGUCAAAAAUAAUGAUAUUCCAGUGGAAUUGUACUACAUUUCAAAGCAAUUGACCAAGAACCCUGAGGAUUAUCCAGAUAAGAAGAGCCUUCCACACGUACAGGUAGCUAUGAGGUUCAACAGUAAAGGUGGUAGGAAGAUGAAGGCAGGCGAUACUGUAGCAUAUGUGGUCUGUGAGGAUGGAUCAACUUUACCAGCUUCACAGAGAGCAUAUCAUCCUGAUGAACUGGCUAAAAGUGAGACACUUAAAAUAGAUACCAAAUAUUACCUUUCAAAUCAAGUGCAUCCUGUGAUAGCAAGAUUGUGUGAUCCAAUAGAUGGAACUGAUGCUGCACACUUGGCUGAAUGUCUAGGUUUAGAUCCUAGUGGUUACAAACAUGCAGCCAAACAAGAAGAGAUGGAUGACGAUGAUGCUUUGUUAGGUGGUGUGGAGAUGUCCGAUGAAGAGAAAUAUAAAGAUUGUCACAGAUUUAAAUUUACGUGUCCUGGUCCUACUUGUGGCAGAGAAAUUAUAUUUGAUGGUGUUUUCACUGGUGCAGAGCAGUUUUUGGAAUGUACAUUGUCAAAGUGUCCCAACAAAGACUGUGAAGUGCAGCUAGCUGGAAUUAUUGAUCAGCUUGUAAAUCAACUUACCAAUGAUAUCAGACAACAUGUCCGCAGUUAUUAUCAGGGUUGGAUGAAAUGUGAAGAUACAGCCUGUGGAAUGGUUACGAGAAAAUUACCACUGACUUUUCAAAGAGGUCACCCUAUCUGUUCAGCUUGCAAUAAGGGUAUUCUACAUACACAGACUACAGAUUCCUGGUUGUAUACACAGCUUUGUUUCUAUCAGCAUGUAUUUGAUUAUGAGAGAGCAAAGAUGAAAUUAUCUGACAAAGAACAGUCAAUGGCUAAUACAAGACUAAAGGACUACAAAGAACAUUAUGACAUCUUAAAGAAUGUUACUACAAAAUGGCUAAGAAAAAAUGCUUAUUCUGAGGUCAACUUGACGAAACUGUUUGAUGGACUGUCAGUAUUAAAAACAGAUAUCAAAAUGGAAUCGUGAAAUUGUAUCAUGUUAACAUUUCAAACUACCAAAAUGAAAUCUAUUGUUUUUAAUUUUAAAUACUACCACCUCAGGUAAUGGUCAGUUUGGUAAAGCACUUGGAACAGUAAUCACAUGUAUAAAAGUGUCAGGCUAGUUGUCAAUAUAAUGAUGUACAAGAAAUCUUUUCAGGUGCACUUCAUUGAGUUGGUUAGAAUCUAGGGAGAAGUAUGCGAGUUUUACAUACUUUAAAUGCUUUGUCAAAAUAUUUUGUAAAUUUUGAAAAAUGAAUCCAUGAAACUUGCAUUGAAAUGUAGACUGUGAUUAAGUCAUUAUUCAAGUGAAAAUGCAUAUUCUGAUGUAAUUUAUUUGUAUACAGUAAUUCUUAUAAACUAAAACAGAUCUUUAAUGGUAUACCCAUUGCAGCAAAGGUCACAAUAACUAAGAAGUUUACUCUACCAAUUUUUUUCUCAAUGUUGGAUGUCGUUAAAAUACUCUUGAAGUUAUUUUUAUCGUAGUUGCUACAGUGUUCCAGGACUUUUUUCACAUAUUUGACCAAUUAGUCAAGUUUGCUUUGACCAAACCAUUUGAAAGUUUUACCCAAAAUUUGGAUUUAUAAAGACAAGAUUUGAUGAUGACAGGUGUAUAAUAUGCACAGGUGAUGGUUGUUUAACAUGAUUGGGAUAAACAUCCAGUUGCUUAUACUUCUAAUUUGAUAACUGGAAUGAGAGGGCAAAUUUUGAGAUAAUAAUUGUUCUAGUUGUUAACUAUAUUAUUAUACAAAUCCAGGUAGGAACACUAGAAAAAAUUACCAUUAUCCAAUUGGUUAUUCAAGGAAUAGCAUAUACCACAAUGUCUAUGUAGGAAUAGGAAAUACCACAAUAUUUCCUGUUUUAUUGUUGAAUGAAUAGAAAAUACCACAAUGUGUUCUGUGUAGGUAGAGGAAUAGAAAUACAGUGUGUUCUGUUGGACUUUUAUGAAAUAGAAAAUACCACAAUGUGUUCUGUUUAGGUAGAGGAAUAGAAAUACAGUGUGUUCUGUUGGACUUUUAUGAAAUAGAAAAUACCACAAUGUGUUCUGUUAAAUUGUUGUAGGAAUAGAAAAUACUUAAAUGUGUUCUGUGUUGGUAAACAUAAAGAAAAUGCCAUAAUACCAUAAUGUGUUCCGUUCUAAUGUUUAAUCAGUCAAUACAGUAGCCUUUUCAGUGAUGUGUUUUGUUUUAUUUGUUCGGUAAUAGAUAAUAUCACAAUGUGUUCAGGGACUACUAUGAUAUAUAUUAAUUGUUAGGGAACAAAUAAACUACCAUUUAUACUUGAUAUCGUCAGUGAAGAAAAGUAUUGCUUGCUUUCUUUUGAUUUGUUUGUUGGUCACUUUACCAGCAUUGUAUUUAAGGUACAAAUACUUUCAGAAAAACUUUCUUGCUCUUGAUAGUUGUAUAUUGUAAAUAUCAUUUUCAAAAUAAUUAUUCAUGGAUUGAAAGUAUUGCCUACAGUUUAUUGCUCAGGAAAGAAAAACUGCUUUGAAUAUUUGCUUUGUAUUUUUAUAUGAAAUUGUGUUUUCAAAUCAUUAUUAUUCAGGAACUUCCACAAUGUGUUCAGUUUUUGUUAUUCCAUAUUUUUGACAUAUUGUAUUUUUAUUACAUAAAAAGAUGCAGAAUCCUACAAAAUAGUACAAUUGUUUGAAAAAGGGUCUUUUCUUUUAGGUUUAUUAUUUUUACCAAAUUAUCACUUAAAUAAAAUAAAAUGUGUUGUUAAAUAAGGUAAAGUCUGGAUGUACAAUUAAGCUUGAGAGAAUACAAGAAUAAAUCUAGCAGCUAAUCUGAGGCAGAAACAGCUGAUUUGUGGAUUGAAAUUGUGUAUUGAGUGGUUAAAUUCAGUAUGAAUGGCCUUAUUUAGUUUUAAAUACAGGUAAGGCUUGACAUGUGAACCCCUUCACUUUUUUUUCAGUUAUGAUUUAAAAGGGAUAUUUUUGAUGAAUUUAAGCGCUCUGGAGGGAAAAUUUUAAGUUCAAUAAAAGUUUUACCUAUGUCCUUUAAUAUAACACUUUCAUUCUAUUUUUCUGUUCUUGUUUAUAUUUAGCUGAUCUUUGCAUGCAGAUAUAUAUUACUUGGGUACAUAUAGAGUUUUUGUUUGAUUUUGAAUAUAAUUUGUUUUAGAUUUAUGGGCUUUUUAUAUACAAAAUAAAAUGAAAAUUGGGCUAUUCUAGUACUUUUUUCUUUCCAUGUUUUCAAAUAUUGAACUGAUUUUUGGGGGUAAUGUAGGGUAGUUGAAUUUGUGAAUUGCAUACUAUACUUGCUUUCAUUUUGGUUGACCUACUCAAUUUUAGUACAUUUUGGAAAUUUAGUGAACUUUUUGCAAUCUUGUGGUUUACUUUUAUAAUUAUGGCAGCACACAAACUAAAAUUCAUAUUUUUGAUAAUUAUUAAACUGUAGAUAUUUAAAAUUUCUAUUUAUGUUUGUGUAAAUUGUUCUAUAUUUGUCUUUAUACAAUAUAAAAUUGUCAAAAUUACUUAUAGAUCUGUAUUUUUAGAUGCAAUAAAUAUAAUUAAAAUUGCACUUUUAA